GCUAUCCAGGAUAUAGCCGAUGAAAAUAAACCGAAUAAUUUUGGAGAUGACCGACAUCCAAAAACCAACCUUUUAUAGAAAAAAUAUUCGCCUUUCCAACAAAGAUCCAGAAACGUCCACAAAUCUCAUCUGACAGACAGUUGCUUAAAAGCAUUUACUACAUCUAACUUACACAUCGAUGUGUUACACCGACGGUUUUCGUUUUGAUGAAAGUGGAACAUUCAAGCGUUUAAAAAGUAGUUGCAGCAAUGCCAAGGUAAGAUCUGCUUCACCUUCAGCAGCUAUCCAAGAUACAUGCUAAAUGUCUGUCGACAUAAAUAGGAUCCAACGAGUCCGAAGGGUAGUUUUUCGACGGGAACAAAACGUUUUAAAAAAGAAGUAGGACAAAUAGCAUGUUGUAUCUCAAAAAUAGAAACUAGAACUCUCUUACGAAGUGUUCAAAUUAAAGCUACACAGGUCGUUCAUUCCUGGCUCAGAAUCCGCUCGGAUUCGACGUCGAAAGACAUCGGAAAGCGACGGAUUCCGACAAAAUCCGUAUCGAUCCGUGGUGGAGUGAAUCGGAAUCCUAUUGCCAGCAUUCCGAUCGAAAAUCGUAUGGAAAGGAUGUGGCUGUCAGAAAUAGCAUCGGAAAGCACUGGAUUUCAUCAGAUUUACGGGUAGUUUUUCUAGCCGUUAAAAGCUAAUAUUUAGCCAUAAAUGUCUUUCUUCUUGUUCACUAUUUAUUUUUGAAUCAGUUCCUGACACUAGCCCAAGGUGUGUGUGGCUGACCGAGUCACACGUCUUCGAACAGCAGUCAGUUUCGAUGACUCGCACUGUUCGCUGCGAAAACUUGGAGAAAAAAUCUCAUGUUUCAUGUUCUACGGCGUUGUAUUUAUGCUAAAAGCACCGAGAAACAAAUCGGUGAAUUUAUUCACCGUACAGAGCAGCAACAGAAAAGAAAAAAGAGAAAAGAAAGAGCUAUGGGUGGAUGGAUCCGUUCACUUCCGACCAUCAGAUUCGAACGGUUCGGUCAGAGGAUCCAGCGAUCGAAUCCAACUUAGUUCCAGACAUUGGAGUAUAACGGAAGGGACAGAAAUUGAACGGAAUCCGCUCACCGGAUUCGGUCAGACAUGAGACAGCCGGAAAUAGUCAGAAUGAAACGGAUCCUUCGGAAUCCGACCGGACGUUUUUCACCUGGGUAGUGCAUAAGGUCAUUAACAGGCAAGCCCCGCACUUUUUAUGUAAAUAUAUCAAAUCCACAGUAAAUUGUUCUUAUACUACGCGACCAAACGAGUUAGAUCUGUUUCAACUGAUCGACGGAAAAACUGAAACGUUUUUAUCUUCCUUUUUUCCAUAUACAAUCAAGAUUUGGAACAUUCUCCCCUUGCACCUGAGGAAAGUUCUUACAUGAAAAGCGUUUGCAAAAGAUUUGUUACAACAUUUUAAACUUGUUAAAACCAUAACGUCUGUAAAGGGAGUAGAUAGAAGGGUAGAUAUAGCUCUUAAUCAGAUGGGAUUUGGUUUUGAACAACGAUCUGCUUAAACGACAUUUGGUUUCUAAUGAAGAGUUUUGCGAGUGUGGCGAAUCCGAGACGAUAGAACAUUAUUUCCUUUCUUGUCGUAGCUAUCGUUUGGCGAGAGCAAGUCUAUUUAAACAAAUAAAACUACGUGAUCUGAACGGUGACAUUGACCUAAAUCUACUACUACUACGAAAGAAUCUAGGUUUUGAAUUGUAUAAAGAUUUUUAUAAGCUUAUAAUACAAUAUGUAAUUGAGACAGCUAGAUUCUAACUGUAACAUUCCAUAAACCUUCCUUCUUUUCAGUUCUCUUCUUAAUUUUUUCUGUUUUUUUCUUCGUGUUAUGUGUUCAAUGUAAGGAAACAUCAUGUUGAACUAUUGUUUAACUAUGUAAUGCUUCGGCACAUUAGGAGAAGAGUUGUUAGGCACAAUUUUAUACACUUAAGUUUGACUUAUGUCUAGACUUAGUUAAGUCGAGCACUUAAGAAUUUUUUAUGAAACACUCUCAAGGAAUCCAAUGUACCGUCAUGCAGCGACAUUGGAUGUGCAGGUGACUCAUCAAUAGAUUUUCGUCUUAAAGAUGACUUCUUUUUUAUUGGCAGAGAUAAAGACUUGUCAAUGAGUCAACGGUAAAAUGCAGUGUGCUCCCUGAUAUGAUAAUAAUAUCGUGACAGAAUAGGGUGAAAUACAAUAUAGCAAAUACAGAAAAAUUCUACUGAUACACUUUAACCCUUUCCAGCCUGAUGUUGCCAUUUGGCAACACUUAUUGCUGUGUUUUCGAAACAGCCGGCUGGAAAGGAUUAAGCGUGUGCUGUUAAUCUGUCACUAUUUUAGCGUAACAGUGAUAUUAUGUCAUACCUUGAUCGUAGCCAGCGCUUAUAAUGAGAAUUAGAAGUGGGUACUUCCAUUCAGGUCCGCCCAGUUUAUACAGACCUAAGAGCCGGAAAAAAUUCAAGACUCUUCCCGUGUAGAGCAUAAAAAGAUAGCUAAACUAAUACAAAAUUGCUUUAAAACAGCUGUAGAGAAAAGCUAUUUCUAGAACGCUGUUGUCUCAAACCGUUAUUGGUCUACUUUUGUCCAAUGAAAAUCCGUAUAUUUUAUGUGAGAAAAGUAUCGCUUAGAAUGGUCUAGCGAGAAACUUAUAGCCGGGUUCGUUGAACAUAAGCAGUUUUGUAUUAGUUUAGCUAAAAAUAAGAUGGUUUGCGUAUUAAUAACUAUUUCGCCUCGACUGAAAUUUUAGAACAGAGUGAAAAUCAGAUGACAACAUGAAAACAGUAAGCGAUAUUUUUGACUUUUGUGAUCCUGAAAAGAGGGUGAAAAUGGGGCGGGCAAAAAAUAUCUCUAAUGCCAAUUUGUAGAGCUCGGCGAGUACUACAAAUGGGAGCAAUAUAAAAAAAUUCUACCGUAUAGUUUUUGUGCUGUGAGACCUGAAAGUUGACUGUUUUUGAAAAGGGGUUUGCAAAGAUGGGCUUCGUACUGAAAGAGGAAGAUACAUAUCGGCCGUAUUCUUUUUCUGUUCGAUUAAUCAGCUCUUUGGCUUCAUUUUUAUCUAUAGUGCAAGAACUUUUUGUUUUGUUUUGCCUUCAGAAAACGGGAAAUACAUUUUUUCAUUUUCGGCCAUUUUGUGACAGCUGGCCUGCUAUUGUAAAAGUAUUAGAAGAAGUUUUAAUAUUAGUAUUUGUACUACUCGAAGUGCUCUUUCGUGUGCUAUUAUUUUUAGAUGAAAUGAAGCUAGUUAUUUGUGUUAUUAUUGAUAAAGAACGAGAUACCAUAUUACUAUGUGAACAACAAUAUAAUCGUGGAUACUGGUUUCCGUAUGACGAAUUGCAAGCAGGAGAAACCCGUUUACUAGCAGCUAAACGUAUUGCCUCAAAGGCUUGUUCAAAUGAUUGUGACAUUGUAACAUUACUGAAAAUACGCUGUAGUGAUCAAUUACCAUGUUUUCAAAAUUUCCAAACUUACUAUCUUUUGAAUCGUGGUAAAUUGACAAGAAAUAAUUCAAUCAAUAUCAAUCAUAUUUGGAUGAAUCUAGAACGUUUGAAAACAGCAAUGAUAAAUCGUGAAUUACUUGGCAUGGAACCGUUUUUCCAGCUGAAAUCGAUAUUGGAGAAACAGCAGUUACAUGAAGAUUAUAUUUCCAAUAGUCAAAUAAUUGAAGAACCAAUGUUACAAUUAAUUGAAUGCAAACAACCCGAUCAGAGUAACCAAACAAACGCAUCACCGCAAGAACAACUCAUAGGAUCUGCUAAAUUCAAUGCUAAACUUCAAGAAAAAAUAUUCAAAGAAUUUAAUUCAUACACAUUUCCAAGUGAAUAUAUGAGUUAUCAAGCGUUUUGCGAAGCAAUGGAUAAUAAAAUUUUGGCAUCCGAUAAACACAAAUUACAACGUUACUUUAGAGCGUUCGAUUCACAACAAAAAUCAUAUUUAACAUAUUUAGAUUAUCUACUAGGAUUAGCAGCAAUGGAUCCGAACACGUCUCAUGGUGGCGCACCUGCUGAGCAAAGAUGUCGUUAUAUAUUUCGGUUUUAUAAUACAACAGAUUAUAAAUUACAGUUAACAGAUUUUCUCAAUUCCGUUGGUCAGUUAAAAUAUCGUGGUACAUCUGUUUUAUUCCGUUUAAAUUCAAGUGUACAAGAUCUGUUACGAGUAUCAAAACGAUAUAUAGAAGCUAAACCAGAUUCUUCAUUUGAUAAAUCAACAUCAAAUCAUCUUUACGAAAUAGCUGAUCAUUGUGUGACGUUGAAAAAAUCGGGUACAUUGGCACAAGUUGAAUCAUUGCGAACAAUGAUUAAUCAAAAUACUGAUCAGUUAAGUUAUACGACCGAAAAUGCACUGAAAUCUAUGCCACGUUCUUCAUCCGAAGAAAUAUUUGAUCGUCGUACAGUAGCAACUGAUGUACAAGAUUCAUUGAGAUAUUUUGAAAAACGGGAUCAAACAAAAGAAGCAUUGACAUGGACACCUAAUUCGUUUGCAAGUUUAGCCAAAUACGUUAUUAAUUUGUGCAGAGAAGUGCGUGAAGUAAUUAAACGUGAACCACGAUGUCUAAAAGUAUCGCCACCUUGCUAUAUUUUAGGCGAUAUUCAUGGGAAUUAUCAAGAUUUGGUUUGUUUUGAAAAAUCUCUAUGGCGUGCAACACUAUUACUAACUCCAGCGUCUUUUGUUUUCCUUGGUGAUUUUGUUGAUCGUGGAACUCACGGCUUAGAGGUUAUUAUCUAUUUAUUAGCAGCAAAAUUUCAAUGUCCGAAAAAAGUCAUAUUAUUAAGAGGCAAUCAUGAAAUACGUAAAGUGCAACAAAUGUUCAGUUUUUAUCGGGAAUGCAUUAUCAAAUUUGGUGAUUCACUUGGUAAGGAAGUGUGGGAAGCAAUUAAUACCGUCUUCGAUGUUUUACCGUUAGCUGCUGUGAUUGAUGAAAAAAUUUUAUGUUUACACGGUGGUAUCCCAAGCUCAGUAAAUUGUUCCGGUGAUUUCAUUACAACAGUGAAUGAAAUACCAAAUCCAUUGAGUGAUCCAGAAAAUGAGAGCCCACUUGCGUGGGAAUUGAUGUGGAAUGAUCCGUACAGCAUUGAUUCAACAAAUCAAGCUCCUGUUGGAGCAACCGGUGGUUUUUUUAAUAAUACAAGACGAAGUACUGGCAACUUUUUCACAACAGAGGCAUUAAUGACAUUUUUAGAAAAAAAUAGUUUUAGUCAUGUUGUUCGAGCACACGAAGUACAACAAGUUGGCUUCAAAGUACAAUUAAAUGGACGAUUAUUAACUGUAUUUUCAUCUUCGCAUUAUUGCGGUGGUACUAAUGAAGCAGCUACGGUGUUAUGUGAUUCCGGAAAACUUCGAUUAAUAAAAUUAGAUACAAUUUGA
Didymodactylos carnosus is the source of this 5351-nucleotide messenger RNA. NCBI's taxonomy places the organism in Eukaryota, Metazoa, Rotifera, Eurotatoria, Philodinida, Philodinidae. The record is from the annotation of a GenBank genome assembly.